AUGGCGCCCCUGGGUGAUGCUGAUUACUUUAGAGACAAGGCCCGUAAGGACCUACUGGCCUUGCUUGAAGGCGCUCGGGGUAAGAAGAACCUCGUCAUCAGUCAGGAGCUGGCAGGCCCAGUUGGCCUGUUCGUCAAGUUCUCCGUACUACAAGAAUAUGGUGUAGACAGAGUCUUCUUGUUGGAAAAUGCAAACAUUGACUCAUCACAACGCAAUGUUGUAUUCCUGGUCCGUGGCGAGAAUGCGCAUCAUGUUCGCACAGUGGCAGAGCAAAUCAAACGUCUGCAAAACAACGGAAAUGUGGAACAUGAGUUCUCCAUCUACUUCGCUCCUAGACGCACUCUAGUCAGCAAUGUCGUGCUGGAAGAGGCUGGCAUCAUUGGAGAUGCCAAUAUUGCCGAGUUCCCACUUCAUUUCCUGCCUCUCGACCAAGAUGUUUUAUCCUUAGAGUUGGACGAUGCAUUCAGUGAUCUUUACCUCCACAAAGAUCCCGGCUGCAUCUUCCAUGCCGCUAAGGCUCUGAUGGGAAUUCAGCAGAGGCAUGGAUAUUUUCCACGUAUCGUCGGCAAAGGAGACAAUGCCCGUCGCUUAGCAGAUCUAUUGCUUCGCAUGCGCAAAGAACUUGAUGCGGAGGAAAGCUCCGGAUUGGCAGAUCCAUCUGCUCGGGGGCUGCUUCCGAGUGCAGAUACAGAAAGUUUAAUCAUCAUCGACCGCGAUGUGGACUUUGCUACUCCCAUGCUGACACAACUCACAUAUGGAGGCUUGAUCGAUGAGUAUGUCGGUAUCAAGAACAAUCAGGCCGAUGUCGAUACUAGCAUCGUGGGGCAAGCUCCAGGCCCUCAGGCCCAGGAGUCCUCCAAGACUCCUCAACAUUCUAAGCAAGGGCUCAAAAGAAAGAUUCAGCUUGAUGCAUCGGAUUUACUAUUCAACCAAUUACGAGACGCUAACUUUGCCAUUGUGGGCGACAUUCUGAAUAAGGUAGCCCGCCGCUUGGAAAACGAAUAUGAAACCCGUCAUACUGCGAAGACAACAAAUGAACUUCGAGAUUUCGUGAAUAAGCUACCUACUUAUCAGUUGGAGCAUCAGAGCCUUCGAAUUCACACUAAUCUCGCUGAAGAGAUUAUGCGUCUCACGCGCUCUGAGACAUUUCGGAAAAUAUUAGAAGUACAGCAAAACAAUGCCGCCGGUACUGAUCCAACAUAUCAGCACGAAACAAUUGAAGAGCUUAUCGCUCGCGAUGUCCCAUUGAAGAGCGUGCUUCGCUUACUGUGCCUGGAAUCUUGCAUGUCUGGCGGCCUGCGCCCCAGAGAUCUGGAGAGCUUCAAAAGACAGAUCGUACAGGCGUAUGGACCUCAACAACUUCUUACAUUUUGGGCGCUAGAGAAAAUGGAGCUUUUGCAGCCCCGAUCCUCUGCAACAACAAUGCUCCUACCCACCGGCGGGGGGCAAUCCGGCACCAAAACGAAUUACGGAUAUCUGCGCAAGAAUCUACGAUUGGUGAUCGAAGAGGUCAGCGAGAAAGACCCCAACGAUAUAUCAUAUGUCUACAGUGGAUUUGCUCCCCUCAGUGUACGACUAGUGCAAUGCAUUCUGCAAAAGUCUUACAUCAUGUCCCUCGCCAAGGGCAGCACACCCGCCGCGUCCGUAAAUACUGCUAGUGCUGCGUCUCCUGGCUGGCUCGGGUUCGAAGAUGUGGCCAAAAGUGCACGCGGGUCUACUUUCAGCAUCGUCCAGAAAGGUGACGACAAGGCUAUUCGUGCGCGGCAGACAGUUAGCGGUAAUGCCAACACGAAGACAGUUUACGUGUUCUUCCUUGGAGGUAUCACUUUCACGGAGAUUGCUGCGCUACGUUUCAUCGCCGCUCAGGAGGCUCCACGUCGCAAAAUUAUUAUCUGUACAACCGGUGUUGUUAGCGGUGAUCGUAUUAUGGACUCCGCUAUUGAAAAGGGCGGCUUUGCGGAAGCCAAAUAG
Penicillium taxi is the source of this 1971-nucleotide messenger RNA. Its product is annotated as Sec1 family protein. Gene Ontology annotation, biological process: vesicle-mediated transport; intracellular protein transport. The transcript is spliced from 4 exons. The coding region runs from base 1 to 1971 and encodes 656 amino acids. Lineage: Eukaryota; Fungi; Ascomycota; Eurotiomycetes; Eurotiales; Aspergillaceae. The record is from RefSeq and is a predicted model, not a curated record. Gene Ontology annotation, cellular component: CORVET complex; fungal-type vacuole.